ACCCGGGACCCUUCAGUCCGUCGGCCGACGCUCUAACCACUGAACAACCGGCCGGGCGGUUAGCCGAUUCUUGAAAGCAAGUAGUUCUCUAGAAUUACUGCCCUGUGGUGCGGAAGCUCACAUCUUUCAUUUUCAUUACAUCAGAAAAUAAGGUGCUUUAACCUUGCUUUGGAGAUGGCGGCCCCCGGACUCGCCCUCGGUGCCUUCCUGCUCCUGUCGCAUGUCCUUUGGGUGGCUGCUUACCCCGACGGGAGAGUGGCGGUGUCCUGCCAGGACAUGACGCCUAAGCACAACCACGACGCCCGCCCCGAUCCUCCCAUUCACCGCAUUUCCGCGACUCAGACGACGUUCUCGCCGGGGGACCGGAUCGAAGUUACUCUGUCGGGGCCGGAAUUUAAAGGCUUCCUCCUAGAGGCCCGUGAUGCCGAGGACGUGAACGGCCCCCCCGUCGGCUCCUUCACGCUGAAUGACAGUCGGGUGUCCCAGCUUCUGACUUGUGGAGAUAAACAGGGAUCGGCCGUGAGCCACACAAACGCGCACAAGAAAACAGAAAUUAAAGUCUUCUGGGACGCCCCGAGCAGCGCCCCGAGUCACAUCCGGUUUCUGGCCACGGUUGUCGAGAAGUAUAAAACCUACUGGGUGAAGAUUCCUAGUCCUGUCAUCUCACAGCCGAAAGCACCUCCUUUUUCGACACCCGAAGCUACGCUGGCGCCUGCGUCAACCUCACCUCCCGUCUCCCACUUAACCGGACCAUUCAGCGCCUCAGACUGUGGGAGCCGCAAGUUGUGCGUGCGGAGCCCUGCGGCCUGCGCCCCGGAGCAGCGCCCCUGCCUCUUUCUGUCCUUCAGGCGAGACGGCCCGGCCGUGCUGGUGGAGAUGAGCGGCCCCGGCAAGGGCUACCUGUCGUUCGCGCUGUCCCACGACAGGUGGAUGGGCGACGACGAUGCUUACCUGUGCAUCCGCGAGGACCAGACGGUGCACAUUCGCCCCUCCUACCUGACCGGGCGGAGCCACCCCGCGCUGGACUCCCGGGACACGCUCGAGGACAUGGCCUGGAGGCUGGAGGACGGUGUUAUGCAAUGUUCUUUCAGAAGAAACAUCACCCUUCCCGGGGUGAAGAACAGAUUUGAUCUGAACACAAGCUACUACAUAUUCCUAGCAACUGGUGCAGCUAGUGAUGGUCGGAUUUAUAGGCACUCGCAGCAGCCUCUGGUCACCUAUGAAAAGCACGCCGUCACAGAUGACCUGAGGGACGCGGGCGCGUCGCGGGCCCCGCCCCUUCUGAGGGCCCACGGGGUCUUGAUGCUGGUGGCGUGGAUGACGACCGUCAGCAUAGGCGUAAUCGUCGCCCGGUUCUUCAAGCCGGUGUUGUCAAGGCCUUUCUUCGGUGAAUCAGUGUGGUUUCAGGUGCACCGCACGCUCAUGCUCACCGCCUGCGCCCUCACCUGCAUCGCUUUCACCCUGCCUUUCAUCUACCGGGGAGGCUGGAGCUGGCGCGCAGGUUACCACCCCUACCUCGGCUGCCUGGUGCUGACGUUGGCGGUCCUGCAGCCCCUCCUGGCCGCCUUGAGACCACCUUUACACCACCCCAGAAGGCACCUGUUCAACUGGACCCACUGGGGGAUGGGCACAGCUGCUAGAAUAAUAGCAGUGGCAGCGAUGUUUCUGGGCAUGGAUUUACCGGGACUGAACUUUCCCGGCCCGUGGAAAACCUACACGAUGAUUGGGUUUGUCGCCUGGCACGUGGGGGCCGAGAUUGUCCUGGAGUUGAAAUACUGGAUGAUACUAGAAUUCAGAUUAUGCAGCCAUUUGCCAUGGCUGAGGCAGAAGGCCACGCUUUUAAAAAGGCGGUGUUAGCGGUGUAUGUCUGUGGGAACGUGACUUUCCUCAUCAUAUUCUUAUCUGCUAUCAACCGGCUGUGAGCAGAGGCCUCGCCGUUGCCACCAGGUAACAGUUCCCGUGGAGCCCAGGAGACCCGAGGCCUGUACCGACCGCCUGGGGCGCGGCUGUGGAUUCUCACGUGGACGCCAGGUGGAGACCAGGCCGUGUGCACAGAGGCAUUCUGACCUCUGGCCUUCAGGUGACCAAGCAGCAGGGUCCCGUGGACUAUGAUGCGAUGUCUAGCCUUUAUGUGCGAGAAGGUCGAGGAGAAGUGACCCUUAGAUAUUUCUCUUUUCUCUCCUUUUUAUUGAAUGU
Messenger RNA from Miniopterus natalensis, 2196 nucleotides. NCBI's taxonomy places the organism in Eukaryota, Metazoa, Chordata, Mammalia, Chiroptera, Miniopteridae. The record is from RefSeq and is a predicted model, not a curated record.